CAGAGUCCUAGCCUGGCUGGCAUACUCACCUGAUAUGAACCCCAUUGAGGACUUGUGGUGCCUGAUCUUCAAACGUCUGGAAAAGCAAGCUGCGGUUGCAAAAGACCUCGAUGAACUUUGGGAGUGGACGUUGGAGGAAUGGGAAAAGAUUCCGCUCAAAUACCUCCGGAAGCUCAUUGAAUCGAUGCCCCAGAGGGUGAAGGACCUGUAUGAUGUUAAGGGGGGUCAUACAAGGCAUUGAGGUUUACUUGCGAGGGUGAGGAGGGGGGUGUUACCGGUGGGGCACUCAGGAAGGACCCCCGCGAAUACAGUAGUUAGGG
This is a messenger RNA of Saitoella complicata NRRL Y-17804, 320 nucleotides long. RefSeq lists its product as uncharacterized. NCBI's taxonomy places the organism in Eukaryota, Fungi, Ascomycota, Saitoellomycetes, Saitoellales, Saitoellaceae. The transcript has a single exon. Bases 35 to 241 code for a protein of 68 amino acids. The record is from RefSeq and is a predicted model, not a curated record. Gene Ontology annotation, molecular function: nucleic acid binding.